AUGUUACAUCAAUAGAGGUAUGCAAUCAAAAAUUAUAUUUAUUAAAAAAUUCUUAUUCAACUGAAAAUAUUUUAAUAGAUUCAAAUGGAUAUAUCAAACUUACAGAUUUUGAAUUAUGCAAAUAAUUAAAUGCAGAUUUAGAAAUAAUAACAAAAAAGUUUUUGUGGAUCUCCAACUUAUCUUCCACCUGAAUUGAUUGAUGGUAUUGGAUCAUCUAAAGCAACUGAUAUUUACUAAAUAGGAAUUAUUUUAUUUGAAAUGCUUACAGGUUAUCCUCCAUAUUUUAGUACAAAUAUUAAAACUUUAAUUGAAAAUAUCAAAUAUUGUAAAUAAAAUAAUUUUCAAAUUAUAAAACAAUUAUUAAUUCCCAAAGACGUUAGUGCUAUUGCUACAGAUCUUUUAAAAUUAUUGCUUAUAAAGUCUCGAUAACAAAGAAUGACCUAAAUUAAUUUACACAAAAUUAAGAAACAUUUGUUUUUUUCUGAAAUAGAUUGGAUUAGAUUAUAAGCUAAGUAAUAUAAGCCUCCAAGAUUAAGCCUUAAAAAAAUAUUAAUAACAUAAAUGAUUAAUUUAAAAUUUGAGAAAAUAAAAAUGUAGUUUAAGAUUUAGUAUUUUUAGUGACAUAGAUUAUAAGGAAGAUUAAGAAAAAGUUAAUUUUAUUGAUAAUUGGAAUAUUUAAUUGAUUUGA
This is a messenger RNA of Paramecium primaurelia, 688 nucleotides long. Lineage: Eukaryota; Ciliophora; Oligohymenophorea; Peniculida; Parameciidae. The record is from the annotation of a GenBank genome assembly.